AUGUAUUAAUUUGAAAAUUUUGAAUAAUUGCAAGAUGUAGACAAAGAAAUAACGACUAUAGAAUAGACAUGCUCAAUUAAUUUACAUAUGGAUGAUAAACAAAAGAGAACUCCAGCUUUAAAGUUUAUUUGCGAAAGUCAUAAAAUGGAGAUUAUUAUAUUUAAUUUAGAUCAAACAGAAUUUGAAUAAACAAAUCCUUUUUUAUGUGUUGAAUGUGCAUAAGAUCUAUUAACUAGAGGUAAUAAGGCUGUUGCUCAUACAAUAUCUUUGAAGAGAGCUGACGAAAAAUGGAAUGAAUACAUUAAAGAUCAGUGUGAAAAAAGAUUAUAAAGGUAAUCAAUAUUUUAUUCAGCUAUUGGAUUCAUUACUAAAUUAUAAGAAAAGUAUAAUUAGGUAUUGAAUAAAAUGAUUUAAUCCUUUGAUGACCAAUUAAAAAAAUACCCUAAAGAAUAUGAAUAACUAAUAAAAUUGAAAGAUACUCGAUUAUGGAACUAAGAUAAGCAAACCUUACAUGAAAUUAUUAAAAUUCUUGGUUAAACAGAUUAAUAACAAAAAUAAGAAUUAAUUCAAAAUUCAGAAGAUUCAUAAUUUUUUGAUUGUCAAAAGAAAGUAUUGGGAGAGUUAAUUAAAGAAAACUUACUCUUAGAAAAUUCUAUUUAAUAGCUCUAGAACCAUCAUUUAUGAAUAUUAAUUCCAUUUUUUUGGAAA
This is a messenger RNA of Paramecium tetraurelia, 708 nucleotides long. RefSeq lists its product as uncharacterized. NCBI's taxonomy places the organism in Eukaryota, Ciliophora, Oligohymenophorea, Peniculida, Parameciidae. The transcript has a single exon. The record is from RefSeq and is a predicted model, not a curated record.